Rosa chinensis is the source of this 2386-nucleotide messenger RNA. RefSeq names its product probable LRR receptor-like serine/threonine-protein kinase At1g07650. Bases 1277 to 2296 code for a protein of 339 amino acids. Gene Ontology annotation, molecular function: ATP binding; protein kinase activity. The record is from RefSeq and is a predicted model, not a curated record. Gene Ontology annotation, biological process: protein phosphorylation. NCBI's taxonomy places the organism in Eukaryota, Viridiplantae, Streptophyta, Magnoliopsida, Rosales, Rosaceae. The transcript is spliced from 8 exons.
UUUUCACACUCGCGGCCUCCUUUCCCUCUCCCUCAGUCCCUCUCCUUCUUUCUUUGCUCUCAUCUGCCAUCUCUUCCUCAUCGAACAAAACAAAUUAUGGAGCUUAGAUUCUUUAGCUCUAAGCAAAAAAAAAUUCACUCACCACGGAUGGGUAAUUUUCUCUCCUUUUGAUCUGUCUAUGGCUUUUUCAUUGUGCUUUUUCCAAAACAGAAGAUUUGGGAAAUUUAUCAGAGCUGACAGUCUCAUCUCUUUCUCUCCUUCCCUUUAAUUCCAGUGAUUCAAAAUUUUGUUGUGUGUGUGUGACUGUAAAUUCGAUAUAGGGAUUUGGGAAGGAGUUGUUGGAGAAGGAGGUGACGAAGGCUGCAGAGCCGCUGCCAUCUCGCACACUAACCCCAUGAACCCAAGACACCCAUUUCUCCAGAAUGCACUCAACUUCUUCUUCACCAAUCGUUCGCUGCCACUUUAGGGCUCGCUGUCCCUUAACGACACUCCGGCCUCCGUCGUUGAUUCCAAGAGCGGUGUGUUGUUUCCGUCGGUCCUGGCCGGGACUCGGCGACUUCUGGGAAUUGGGUUGAGGAGAAAACUCAUGCUGGGUUUGUAGAACAUCGAUUUGUAUUCAUAUGGUAUCAUAUUUCUCAAUCACCAUCGCUUUCGGCCUCCCUCCGACCCUCCGACUCACCAUCGCUCUCACCCUCAAUCACUAUCGCUCUCAGCCUCCCUCCGACUCACCAUCGCUCUCACCCUCAAUCACCAUCGCUCUCGGCCUCCCUCUGACUCACCAUCGCUCUCACCCUCAAAUUAGUUGGUUUGAUAACGUUCACUCCUCCAAAUUAGUUGGUUCGGUGAUUGAUCAAAUUGAUAGAGUUUGGUUCUUUUUUGGUGUUUGUUCUUCUUUAAAUUGAGAUUUUGAGUGGAUAUGUGCAUAUUUUGGUCCGUCUAACCAUCGUCGCUGCGAAAUUUGUGGGUGUUGGAUUGGUUUUCGGGUGCAGCUUCUGGGAUUUCUUUACUCCUUCGGUUCUUCAGCUCAGGAUUUCUUUCCCCAAAAGGUAUACAUUGAAGGGCUUGUGGAUUGUUGUUGAUUACACAGCUCAAGAAAUGGACAUCUGCUUCCUCUCAAAAUCCCGAACAAAGAAAACCAGUUUUGUAAGAAUCUUUGUGUGGCUGAAUAGUUAAGGUGUGGCUGGAAUCGCAAUUUAUAGUUAUAUUGUUGGCCUAUGGCUUUGUUUCCAAGUGUUCCUAGUUCGUUUUUCUCCUGCAGAUUUCAGAGCUCAGAGAAAUGGAUUUGCAAACAGGAUUUUUUACUUUAAAACAGAUAAAAGCUGCGACAAAAAACUUUGAUGCAGCAAACAAACUUGGGGAGGGUGGUUUUUGUUCAGUCUACAAGGGUCUUUUAGCAGAUGGCACAGUAAUUGCAGUGAAGCAGCUCUCCUCAAAAUCAAAGCAAGGAAAUCGAGAAUUUAUAAAUGAGAUAGGCAUGAUUUCUGCCUUGCAACAUCCAAACCUUGUGAAGCUGUAUGGAUGUUGUGUUGAAGGAAACCAGAUGUUGUUAAUUUACGAGUACAUGGAGAAUAACUGUGUAUCACGUGCUCUUUUCGCGAGAGACCCUACUUGCAGAUUGAAAUUGGACUGGCCUACUAGGAAGAACAUUUGCCUAGGUAUUGCUAGAGGUUUGGCCUAUCUACAUGAAGAAUCCAGAAUAAGAAUAGUGCAUCGCGAUAUCAAGACGAGCAAUGUGUUGCUUGAUAAGAAUUUCAAUGCUAAAAUCUCUGAUUUUGGCUUGGCAAAGCUUAAUGAGGAUGGCAACACCCACAUUAGCACUCGGAUUGCUGGAACCAUUGGUUAUAUGGCUCCUGAGUAUGCCAUGCGUGGCUACUUAACUGCAAAAGCAGAUGUUUAUAGCUUUGGAGUUGUGGCACUAGAAAUUGUUAGCGGAAAGAGCAAUACAAACUAUAGGCCAAAGGAGGAAUUCGUCUACCUUCUUGAUUGGGCUUAUGUUCUGCAAGAGAGGGGGAGUCUAUUGGAGUCGGUUGAUCCAGCCUUGGGUUCAGAAUAUUCGUCAGAGGAGACAAUGGUGAUGCUAAAUGUUGCUCUCUUAUGCUCCAAUGCCUCUCCAACUCUAAGGCCUAAAAUCUUAGCUCACUUUCAUUAUAUUGAACAUUUGAUUAUGUAUAUGAGUUACAAGUCAUUAUCACACAUGCCUGUCAUUGUUUUGUGCUUUUGUACAUUUGAACUGAUGCUCAUGAUUAGGUUUGUGUACAUGAGACAAUGGUGGAUUAGGUUUAUAUUGAACAUUUGAACUGAUGCUCAUGAUUAGGUUUGUGUACAUGAGACAAUGGUGGAUUAGUGAAAUUUCAAUGAAGGAUUUUGGAUGCGUAUUUUAUGGUUU